AUGACGACGAUUGGAAAAAUUGAUGUUUUUGAUGAAACCCAAGAAAGCUGGGAGACGUAUGUCGAACGAGUACAACAUUUUUUCGCUGCAAACGAUGUCGACGACAAUCAUCAAGUGCCAACUCUGCUGAGUUUGAUUGGAAGCAAAACGUAUUCAUUAUUAAAGGAUUUACUUUUGCCAGAAAAGCCUGGAGACAAGAACUUUGAUGAAAUAGUAAGUACAUUACAGAAGCAUUUAAAUCCUAAACCACUAGAAAUAGCCGAACGGUUUCGUUUUUAUAAGAGAAAUCAGCAAGAAGGGGAGAGCAUUUUAAGUUAUAUAGCUGAGUUAAAGAAAUUAACCACACAUUGCAAUUUUGGAAAUAACUUGGAAGAAACCUUGCGCGACACAUUGGUGUGUGGAUUAAGUAAUCAGCAAAUUCAGAAACGUCUCCUUGCAGAGUCAAAAUUAAAAUUCUCCAAAGCUGUUGACAUAGCAGUUGCUAUGGAAACAGCCACUCGAGAUGCUACAGAGAUCCACAGCAAGGGUAGAGAAGAAAAACCUCUUGGUCUUGACAAACUGACACUGAACAGACCCUCGAAUAGAUCAGAUAGUGGCCCACCUUCCCCUGUAGUGUGUUAUCGAUGUGGAGCUAAUACCCAUGUUGCAACUGAGUGUAGAUUUAAGAAAGAAGUCUGUCACAAGUGUGGAAAGAGAGGUCAUAUUCAAAGAGCUUGCCGGGCACAACAAAGCCAGGGGCCCGGUAGAGCCUCGCCCAGAUCAAGAUACCAGAAAUCGACCAAUGCCAUAGAGACUGAACCAGAUGAGUAUGAACACUUGUUGAAUAACCUAGAAGUUCAUAAUGUAAACAAAUCAAACAGUGAUGUCAUAUGGGUUGACGUGAAAGUUGAAAAUCAACCACUAUCCAUGGAACUAGACACAGGAUCGGCCGUGUCCAUUUUGCCAUAUGACAUGUUCUUGGAAAGAUUUCGCGACAAGAAGUUAGAGAAAACAACCACCGUACUAAAGACCUAUACUGGUGAACUGAUCGUUCCAGUUGGUUGCCUUACCAUGCAAGUUGAAUACUUAGAUCAAUCAUGUCUAUUGCCACUCCAUGUAGUCCAGACUAAGGAUCCAGUGUUAAUGGGUCGAGAUUGGCUUCACAAGCUUCGCCUCGACUCGAAAACCAUCAAGUUGUUGAAAUCCUCAGAUCCCAGCCAUAGAAACCCUGGCACGACUACACAAGAGAAGCUGAAAAACCUAUUGGAUACGUAUGCAGAGGUUUUUGAAGACAAGCUGGGAACUUUCAAAUCUGCCAAAGCAAGGAUAAACCCUCAAAGAAGGUAGUCAACCACAGUUUCGCAAAGCUCGCCAGGUCCCAUAUUCCUUACGACCGAAAGUGGAGGACGAACUGAAGAGACUUCAGAGCGAAGGUAUUUUGUCGAAAGUAGAGUGGAGUGAUUGGGCGACACCGAUUGUACCAGUGCCGAAACAAGAUGGUUCAGUCCGUAUUUGUGGGGACUUCAAAGGUACUAUUAACCCAACAUUACAAGCAGAACAGUAUCCUCUGCCUCAAAUCGAAGAUAUUUUUGCCCAUUUAGCUGGUGGGAAAAAGUUUUCCAAGAUUGACCUCCGCCAAGCUUACCAUCAGAUUGAGUUGGAGGAAGAAUCCAAGAAGUACCUUACAAUUAAUACGUCCAUGGGCUUGUUUCAAUACAAUCGAUUGGUGUUUGGUAUUACCUCAGCUCCCGCCAUUUGGCAGCGUACCAUGGAUCAGAUUCUGGAAGGAACUUCUGGUAUUAGUUGUAUCCUAGAUGAUAUGAUUGUGACGGGUAAAAGCGACGCAGAGCGUAUGGCUAACCUGGAGGAGGUCCUUCGACGGCUGCACCACCAUGGGUUAAGAGCCAAUAAAUCGAAGUGUGAGUUCUUCAAAGAAAAGAUCACGUUCUGUGGACACGACAUUAAUAGCGAAGGCCUGCACAAGACCACCGACAAGACAGCUGCAAUGGUGAAUGCCCCUCGCCCCCAGAGUGUUGCAGAGGUACGCUCCUUCCUGGGAUUGGUGAAUUAUUACCACAAAUUCCUGCCAAACCUUGCUACAAUACUGCAUCCAUUGAACCAAAUGCUGGAAAGUAACUACCAAUGGAACUGGACAGAUCAAUGCGAAGAAGCUUUUUGCAAAGUUAAAGCAAUGAUUGUUUCAGAUCUGGUGCUUACACAUUAUGAUCCUAACCUUCCCUUACAACUGGCUUGUGAUGCUUCACCUGUAGGAAUUGGAGCGAUACUGUCCCAUGUCAUGACAGACGGCACAGAGCGCCCGAUAGCGUUUGCAUCGAGAUCCCUGUCGAAGGCGGAGCGCAACUACGCACAGAUAGAUAAAGAAGCACUGGCUACAGUGUGGGGAGUCAAGAAAUUCCACAAUUACCUUUUCGGUAGGAACUUUACCUUACUGACUGAUCAUGAGCCUCUCACUUCAAUCUUUCAUCCCAGCAAAAGCCUUCCUGUUGUCACUGCUGCUAGAUUACAACGCUACGCUUUGUUCUUGGCGGGUUUUGAUUAUACAAUCAGAUACAAGAACACUAAGUUACACGGAAAUGCGGAUGGUCUGUCUCGAUUACCCUUGCAUAGUGAGACAACAGAAGAAGAGCCAGAUCCAGUGGGCCUCUUCUAUGCUACGCAGUUUGAGCCCUUGCCAGUCACAGCAGAACAGGUUAAACGAGAAACACAGAGAGAUCCUCUAUUGGUGAAGGUCCAUGAGUUGGUUAUGAAAGGAUGGUCCACUCCAAAAGAUGAAGCGAUUAAACCGUUUUACCAGCGGAAAGACGAACUGACAGUUCACUGUGGUGUUCUAAUGCUUGGACACAGAGCAGUCAUUCCUGCCAAGUUGCGUAAUCAAGUGUUAACCGAGCUCCACGAAGGUCACCUCGGUAUUGUUAAAAUGAAGUCACUGGCGCGAAGUUACAUCUGGUGGCCCAAAAUUGAUAAGGACAUUGAGCACCUAGCCAAGAGCUGCCCUGGUUGUCAACUUCAACAGAAUGAAGCUGGCAAAGUACCACUACACCCCUGGGAAUGGCCAACCACACCUUGGCAGAGAAUCCAUUUAGACUUUGCUGGACCGUUCCUUGGACAAAUGUUCCUUAUCAUUGUAGAUGCACACUCGAAGUGGCCUGAAGUGGAAAUAAUGCCAUCCACCACAUCGACGCAGACCAUUGACCGACUCCGAACCAUUUUUGCCCGAUAUGGAGUGCCAGCACAGGUGGUGACCGACAAUGGGCCACAAUUUACAUCCGCAGAGUUCCAACUAUUUUUGAAGACUAAUGGUAUCAAGCAUAUUACCACGGCCCCAUACCACCCUGCAACCAACGGUCAAGCGGAACGUUUUGUUCAGAGUUUCAAACAUGCUAUGAAAUGCGAGAAACAAAGUACAUCCCAGCUGAAAACCAAUAUGGCAAAGUUCCUUUUGGCUUACCGGAAUACACCGCAUUCGACGACUGGAGAAUCACCGUCCGUGUUGUUUUUGGGCAGACCGCUACGGACUCGCCUCGAUUUGGUGAAACCUGAUUUACAAAUGAAAGUGAUGAACAGGCAAAUCGAUCGAGCAUGGAGGAAAGGACAUUCCCCCACACGUCAGUUAUCCAUUGGUCAGACUGUCAUGGCACGUAAUUACAGUGGGAAAGACAAGUGGCUACCAGGCAUAGUUCGAGCUCAAACGGGACCCCUUUCAUACGAGAUAAAAGUUGGUCCAAAUCGAAUUUGGCGACGUCACAUCGACCAGCUUCGAGCCUCUAGUGUGAAAGUAAAUGACCAGAGUGAUGAUACGGCUGAACCUCAUCCAGAGCUCGGAGAGACUGACCAGAAUAUUGCACCAGCAGAAGAAAUUGUCGCAGAGCCGGAUAUCGAACUAGCCACAAAUCCACCAGUAGUCCAACAAGAAGAAGCCGGUAGGGCUACAACAGGAUCUGAACAACGCUACCCAACUAGAUCGCACCAACCACCCGAGAGGUGGGGUCUUAACUGUUUGAUCCGAAAACUGUUUAAGAAAACUACAUAG
Paramuricea clavata is the source of this 4030-nucleotide messenger RNA. The record is from the annotation of a GenBank genome assembly. Lineage: Eukaryota; Metazoa; Cnidaria; Anthozoa; Malacalcyonacea; Plexauridae.